AUGAAUGUAAUGAAGACUCUAAGUGAUGACAAUAUCAACUUCAUUGGAAUAUAUGGUAUUGGGGGCGUUGCAAAGACAACUUUGGUAAAAGAAUUUGGUAAACAAGCAAAAUCUGAUAAGCUUUUUGAUGAAGUUGUGAUGGAUGUAGUGUCUCAGAACCCGGACAUUAAAAAGAUUCAAGAUAAAAUAGGUGGCAUCUUGGCCAUAGGCAUUCCAUCUUAUCGUGAUCACAAGGGCUGCAAAAUCAUAAUCACGACACAACGUGAGCAAGUAUGCAAUUCCAUGGAAAUGGAAAGGCUGAGGACAAAGAUUCUUCAUCUAAGUGUUUUAUCUGAAAAAGAUUCAUGGGACUUGUUCAAAAAGAAUGUUGGCGAUGUUGUUGACUCUAACAAGUUGAAUAUUUUAGCUAAUGAGGUUUGUAAAGAAUGUGGAGGCUUGCCUAUAGCACUUGUUACUGUUGGAAGUGCAAUGAAAGGUAAAGAUGACCCUAAUUUAUGGAACGAUGCAGCUCGAGAAUUGAGAAAAUCAAUGCCACCAAACAUUGAAGGUGUUGAUCAACAAGUGUGCAAAAGUCUAAGGUUGAGCUAUGAUUACCUGCAAGAUGAGAAAGCCAAGGCUUGCUUCUUGCUUUAUUCUCUAUUUCCCGAGGAUCAUAACAUCUUAAUAGAAGACUUGGUACGAUAUGGGAUGGGGUUGAGGGUAUUCAAAAAAGUUGACACAAUGCUUGAAGCUAAUGGCAGAGCAAAGUCAGUGACCGACAAUCUCAUAGCUCCUUGUUUGUUAUUAGCAAGUGACAAUAAACAAGAUUGUAUCAAAAUGCAUGAUGUUGUAUGUGACGUUGCCAUAGAUAUUGGGUCCAAACAGUAUUUGGUAAGAGCUGGUUGCAAUUUGAAAGACUGGCCAAAUAUGGAUAGUUUGGAUCUAUACACUGGCAUAUCAUUGAUGAGAAACUGA
Messenger RNA from Camellia sinensis, 954 nucleotides. RefSeq names its product disease resistance protein At4g27190-like. Gene Ontology annotation, molecular function: ADP binding. NCBI's taxonomy places the organism in Eukaryota, Viridiplantae, Streptophyta, Magnoliopsida, Ericales, Theaceae. The record is from RefSeq and is a predicted model, not a curated record.